Molecule: messenger RNA, 1791 nt
Organism: Vitis riparia (riverbank grape)
Lineage: Eukaryota; Viridiplantae; Streptophyta; Magnoliopsida; Vitales; Vitaceae
Product: probable membrane-associated kinase regulator 1
Exons: 1
Coding region: 110-1141 (343 amino acids)
Cellular component (GO): plasma membrane
Molecular function (GO): kinase inhibitor activity
Source: RefSeq, a predicted model, not a curated record
UGUGUUGGGAAAAAUCAUAAUAUUUUUCUUUUUUUUCAGGGUGAAGUUUCCCACUCGAUACUUAACAGGAAUCAAAUUGAUCUGAUAAGGUGAGGUGAGAGUGAAUGAGAUGGGGAGGAGGAGGAGAGUUGAAUCAGAUUCCAAAUCCCAGACCCUCCCUUCAUCGCCAUCCCACUCCUUUUCUUCUUCUUCUUCCUCGGAUUUCGAAUUCACAGUCUCUCAAUCCCCUCUCAAAUCUUCUUCCAACCAUCUCUGCCCAGCCGACGAGUUGUUCUACAAGGGUCAGUUGUUGCCGCUCCACCUCUCCCCCCGCCUCUCCAUGGUCCGUACUCUUCUCCUUGCUUCUUCCAGCACUGCCUCUUCCUCCUCCGACACCACCACCACCGCCUCCCGUGACUCCACCGGGAGUUCAACCGAAUCCACCUCCUCUUUCGCCAGCGACCUCGUCUUGCUCCCCGACUGCGACUCCUCUCGCCCCAGUUCCGUGGCAGAGGACGAUGACUUCAAGCGGCUUAGUGCACAUGGUUUUCUGACGCAGGCUGCUCAUGGGGGUGGCUACCAACAGAUCAAGAAGAGCAAGUAUUUCUCUUUCUCCAGGAUUUCUUCUGUGUUUCGGAAGGAUUCCAAGGGCCGUGAAUCGGAUAACGUGUCGGGGUCGUCGGUGAAGCGGAUGAGCUCGUCGGCGAGGGAGGUGAUUAGGAAAUAUUUAAAGAAGGUGAAGCCGCUAUACGAGAAACUAUCGCAGAAACAGCAGUGCCAGCAGCAGAAAAUGGGAACAGAUACAACCGGAGCCGCCACUUUGUCAAUGAAAUCCGAGAGAUCUAUAAAGGACGUCACGGGAAUAUCGGUUCAGAAUUCAGGAAACGACAGCCGUGGUGGUGGAUUUUCUCAUUCCUUCUCCGGCAAUUUGAGAUACCCAAGAAGGAGAAGAUGCGUUUCGAGCUGUCCGUCGUCGAUGCGGUCGUCCCCGAGCCACUCCGGUGUCCUCUGUCGGAACAUGUACGCCAGUACGGUCAGAACCGGAGGCAUAAGUCACAUGGACUCGACAAUGGAGGAGUUGCAGAGUGCAAUUCAAGGAGCAAUAGCCCAUUGCAAGAACUCCAUGGGUCCAAGCAAGUCCAUGGUCAGCAACGAGAUUUGAGAAGCCAUGGAAGCUGCCAUUGGCGGAGCUGUCUUCGUAAAUUUCAUCAAACGGGACACGAAAAUAACUAUAAAAAAAAAAAGCAUCUCCGGCAAUGCGAAUUGAAAUCGUACGUUGAUCCCUUCAAUUUUCGAAUGUCUCUAUCUGUUUGUUUUAAUGUCUCAGUCACUGAAAUGCAAUAACUUUGGUCAUCUCUGAGACCGCUAAAAGCUGCAAAUAUUUGAAUCAAUGUUUUUAUGGAAUACCCAUUUUGGAUCUCCUCUCAUUUCCCAAACCCAAUUCCGUGCACGUCUGGGAAUCUGUUUUUUUUCUCUCUCUUUUCUUUUCUGGGUCUUUGGUUUCCGUUCCCCACAGCCCACUGUUUCUCACUUUUUCUCUUUCUCCUCCACAUUUGCGCUUCUUGUUUCUGUCUCUUUGUCUCUUUCUCCAUUUUUGAAACACCAACCGUUGCCUCACAUUUCUCUCCUCUUUUUUUAUGGGUGCGGUUGUGGAAUGUGGACCUUGAAAUGCUGAUUGGAGGAAAAGAAAAGAAAAGAAAAAAAGAAACGAAAAGUCUUGAUUUUUAGUCCGUAGGAAUGAUGCAUGUGCGUUAGAUUAAAUGUAACUUCAGCUUUUUGAUUGGUUAGGACGGUGUGAUGAUAUUUAUUAGA